UUACCUCCGGCGCGGACGGACGCGUGCUGUCGCUCUCAAGAGCCGGCAUUAAAAUAACCACUUUGAAAUCGUUUACGCGUCCAUUUCAACAACCGUCCUGAAACUUACCUGGACAGUGUUAGAACUUAGAAGUUAGUCAUAAAACAAUAUUUUGCUACAAUAUUUACUACGUGGAAGUUGUGUGAUAAGAAUGCCGUUCAUUACGUCGUUCUAGUGUGGUGAAAUGGAUUAAUUUGUUAGUUGCCCACCAAUUGUAUAAUGUCGAAGACUCUGAACGCAUACAGAAUAAAGAAGAUCGAAUCCCUAGGCAGGAUGACGGCGAUGACGCAGGAGGAGAUGGUGGCCGGCGCGCGGACUGUCGCCGCCGGCCUCGAGGCCCUGAGGGCCGAACACGCACAAUUGCUGGCAGGCCUGGCCUCUAAUACAGACCACGAGCAUGAAAAGGCAGCCCUGGUCAGGAAGAGCAUCGACGCCAUCGAGCUCGGGCUUGGAGAAGCACAGGUGAUGAUGACCCUCGCCUCCCACUUGCAACUGGUCGAGGCCGAGAAACAGAAGCUCCGCACACAGGUCCGCAGGCUGUGCCAGGAGAACGCCUGGCUCCGCGACGAGCUGGCGGCGGCGCAGCAGCGGCUGCAGGCGUCCGAGCAGCGCGUGGCACAGCUGGAGGAGGAGAACAAGCACCUGCAGUUCAUGGCCUCCAUCCGCAAGUACGACAGCGACGUGAACGAAGAGUCGGACAGCGGGCGCAGCGGGCAGACGGAGAGCAAGCGCGACGACCCCAUGGUCGACCUGUUCCCUGAUGACGACCACGAGGACAACAGGAAUAACAAAUCUAUGUCUCCCACACCGCCGUCGCAGUUCGCGCAGCAAGUCAACGCGGGUUACGAGAUCCCAGCGCGUCUUCGCACACUACACAACCUCGUGAUCCAGUACGCGUCGCAGGGCCGCUACGAGGUCGCCGUGCCGCUGUGCAAGCAGGCGCUCGAGGACCUGGAGAAGACCUCCGGCCACGACCACCCCGACGUCGCCACCAUGCUCAACAUCCUGGCGCUGGUCUACAGGGACCAAAACAAAUACAAGGAAGCUGCGAACCUGCUGAAUGACGCGCUUUCAAUCCGCGAGAAGACGUUGGGAGAAAACCACCCCGCCGUGGCCGCCACGCUUAACAAUUUAGCUGUGCUGUAUGGGAAGCGAGGCAAGUACCGCGAGGCGGAGCCGCUGUGCAAGCGAGCGCUGUGCAUCCGCGAGGCGGUGCUGGGCCGCGAGCAUCCCGACGUGGCCAAGCAGCUCAACAACCUCGCGCUGCUGUGCCAGAACCAGAAUAAAUAUGAAGAAGUUGAGCAGUACUACCAGCGCGCGCUGGAGAUCUACGAAAGCAAGCUCGGGCCCGACGACCCCAACGUGGCCAAGACCAAGAACAACCUCGCCUCUUGCUACCUCAAACAGGGCAAGUACAAAGAAGCAGAGACAUUAUACAAACAAGUCCUUACACGGGCACACGAAAGGGAAUUCGGAACUAUUGAUGGGGACAACAAGCCGAUCUGGCAGGUGGCGGAGGAGCGCGAGGAGAACAAGCACUUGCAGAAGGAGAACGCGCCCUACGGCGAGUACGGCGGCUGGCACAAGGCUGCCAAGGUGGACUCGCCGACGGUGACGACGACCCUGAAGAACCUCGGCGCGUUAUACCGCCGCCAGGGCAAGUACGAGGCCGCCGAGACGCUCGAAGACUGCGCGCUCCGCAGCAGGAAAGAGGCUCUGGACAUCGUGAAGCAGUCGCGCGCGCGGGCGCGGCGCGGCUCGCGCGAAGCCCUGGACGCGCCGCCGCUCGCCGACCACCACGACGAGGGCACGAAUCAAGCGAGUGAGCCACGCAUGAACCUAAAAUCAAAGUUGUUCAAUGCGCUAGGAAUCAACACUGGGAGUAGCGCGCCCCACCAGUAGUAUAAGAUGUAGCUGUCUAGGCUUAAUUAAGUACUCACUCGCUUACAACGUACGUGGUCCUUUCAGUCUGCGCGCAAUCGACAUCGAAUCAUGUCAGGUACAUGAGAAUACGACCCUUGCUGUCGUUUUUCGGGUGUCAGUGUACUGAAAAUUAGUACAGGAGGAGUAUAUCGUGCACGCGAUGUUAUAGUUUUGAUUAUGUUGUUUGCACGCUUGAAGAAUGCUUUUGCCCGACAAACGGUCAUUUUAUACUACUUAAAUUUCUCUCACAAAAAUGAGGGUGUCGUUCGAUUGUGCUAGGACAUAUAUCGCUCACUAUUUCCAAAGGAUCACUUAUGUUACGGCCGGUGGUUUUGAACGCUGCAGUGUGGUCUCUGUGAUCAUUUUUUUAACGUAGGUCGGCACGAUUCGCAUUUCCUCACACUGCAGGGUUCAAAGCGACGGGAUAUUAUUAGCUUAGUAUUAUUUAUUAGCAUUAGCAUGCGGUAGGUAACCAUAAUAUUAUUAUGCGAAAAAAAUAAAAAAAUACAAAUAAUAUUGUGUGAUAGAGAUACACUAUUGAGCAUGUGAGCCGUCCGUAUAAAAAUUUAAAGUGUUAUUAGAGUCUAAAAUACCACUUGUGCGACGGUGUAAUUUAUAAAAAAUCCAUUUUCAUUAUUUUAAUUAUUAUGACCUCUUAUGUCGCAGUGUAUAGUUGCAUUUUAAAUAACUAAAUGUGAUUGCAAUAUUAUUUCAAAUUAGUAUUUUAUCGCUGUAUUUCUUAUAAAUAAGUAAAGUAUUGUAAACAUUUAGGUAUUUAAAUUGUAACUGUUUGAGAUCUAUUAAAUUUGCAUUUAUUAAUUGUGGAGUGUCCGAGAAUAUUGUAAUGGCAUAUAAAUGAUUAUUUUAAUUCGCGCAUGUUUUAAACAACGAUUUUUAUUCGCUUACUUAUUCAAUUUUAAUUUGCUGAUAUUUUUCAUAAUAUGUUGUUCUUUGUAUAAAAGAAUGCAUGAAUGUGAUUUUAUCAUUGUGAACGUUCAUUAUGUAUUUUAUGUGUUGCCAGUAGUCAAUUUAAAUAUUUUAUUCAUAUUGUCAAAUAAUUUUAUGCUUACAUAAACUUUCAUUCCAGUUUUUAGUGUACGUUUAUCGGUUUAAGCUUUAUGUGAGAGUAUAGGUGAUAAAAUAAUAUAGUAUUUUUAUAUACAAUUAAAUUUUUAUAUUUGUAUGUGGGUGCUGCUUGAAUGGUGAAAUUUUACUCUAUUUGCACUAGAAUAUAAUUUAAACAUGAGACAACAUCAGCGAUUAAUCUUGUAGCUUCAACAAUGGAACAUAUAUAAAGAAUCUCCAUUUAAAGGCACAUUUCCCUGUCACAAUGCUGAAAUACGGUUAAUUUUUAUCGUCUCGAUAAUAAUGUGUCGAAUUUUUAAUUGUUAAUAAAUAUUUAUGUAACA
Molecule: messenger RNA, 3371 nt
Organism: Ostrinia furnacalis (Asian corn borer)
Lineage: Eukaryota; Metazoa; Arthropoda; Insecta; Lepidoptera; Crambidae
Gene: Klc
Product: kinesin light chain
Exons: 14
Coding region: 259-1941 (560 amino acids)
Biological process (GO): microtubule-based movement
Cellular component (GO): kinesin complex; cytoplasm
Molecular function (GO): kinesin binding
Source: RefSeq, a predicted model, not a curated record